This is a messenger RNA of Platichthys flesus (European flounder), 1499 nucleotides long. Its product is annotated as putative ferric-chelate reductase 1. Gene Ontology annotation, biological process: regulation of glutamate receptor signaling pathway. The record is from RefSeq and is a predicted model, not a curated record. The coding region runs from base 165 to 899 and encodes 244 amino acids. The transcript is spliced from 7 exons. NCBI's taxonomy places the organism in Eukaryota, Metazoa, Chordata, Actinopteri, Pleuronectiformes, Pleuronectidae.
CACCCACACCACCCACAUCACCCACAUCACCCACAGCUCCACCACCAGCGCUGACAGCUGCCGAUUUACAUCUCUCCCCCAGUAUCACCACCCUCAGAGGAGCAGAGACACCUGAACUCAAAACAGCUCUUUCACUCUACAGGUCACUUUCACAGCUCAGAGAAAUGGAAGGAGGUUUCAUCCUGUGCUUUGCGGCCAUGAUGCUCUUCAUGGCCCCGGGUGUCAAAGCAACAGCUCAUUUAUCAUUUGCAACCAACAUCUCACAGGUGAACAUCACUCGUGCAGGCUGUGGAAACACUAAAGUGUGUGUGGAGACACCGAUGAAGUGUGAUCCUGCAGGAAACGCCACCUGUCUGUUCGGCUCUGCAGUCGCCUCCGCCCCAGUGGCUCCCAACGGGGCGAACGUGACCGUCCAGCUCAGAGGAAACUCAACAGGUUACAUCGCACUGGGACUGACUGCUAAUGAAACUAAGGGAACCACCAUGCUCUUCAUCUGUGGUCAGAACUCCUCGGACAAUGGGAACUUCUUCUUCCGCACGAUGCAGUUGAACAACACCAAUCAAAUGCUCAUGGCAACAGAGACGCAAGUGAAAGAAAUCCGAGGUGUGGUGAGCGGCAGCCUGAUCCAGUGCGAGUUCAUCGUCCUCAACGUGAACGCCAGCAGCACCAGGAACACCCAGGACACCAGCUUCAAGAUCCUCCUGGGGUCUGGUUCUGUUACCGGGGAUGUGAUUGGUCCGUUCAGCAUCACCUUAACCAGUGACCUCCUGGACCUGGCCAACCCGAGUGGGACAAGCACCGUGGCACCCACAACAGCAGGAGCCGGUAGCCUUCUCCACUCAUAUGCUCUGCUUCUCCUGCUGGGCGUCGUGGCUCUGUCCUUCACACACAGAGCUUGAGUCCAGAGGACGCCUGUGGCCUGGAGACGUCUGUGCAGGUUGGACGCAAAGAGGACAGACGAGUGGACAACUGUACAAAUGUUAAACUUAUCGCAUUACGUUUUGCACCUGUGUGAAAGUUUGAGUUUUAGCUGCAGCAAAAACAGAUGAUGGUUCAGAAGGUAGCUGAAGGUGUUUGUGACCAAAUCAUUCUUUAAUUUCCUUUCCAUGACUUGGUGGUGGAAAAAUGACUAAUUUAUAAAAGAAUGUUUUUAAUGCGUAUAGAUUUAUAGUUUUUUAUACCUUUAACAUCUACUCUGAAGACACCAUCAUGUUGCUGCUGUUUGUGCUUGCCCUCAUUUAGGAGCAGGCUUUUUAGAGACUUGCCAGGUCCACAACUUAGGACCAGUUAGAACCCUACUGUAUGAAUAUUAUUAGCUUGAUUCUGUAUUUUCUUCUGUAACUAUGAAAACUAAACUACAGUAAAACUGUUUCUCGGGGCCUCCGACCGAACUUGAUGAAAAGGUUCUGAUUUGAGAAGUGGACUCUGAAUUGUGAUUAAAUGUUUUCAGACUUCAUUUAAAUUGUUUUGUUUUUUAAUAAAAGGGAAUUGAUACAAAA